GUCAAAAAUUUUCGGUAUUGUAUUUUUAUUGGUUUUUUACCAAACAGUGGUGUUCCCCCAUCUCUUUCAUUUUUAUCUGAAUUUAUUAUUAUUGUUAAUAGAAAAAAAUUGAUUAAUAUUAAUAAUUUUCAUAUUGCUGUCAGUCCUUCUACUGUUUCAAUAAUACUUAUUAUUUUUUGA
Messenger RNA from Strongylus vulgaris, 180 nucleotides. NCBI's taxonomy places the organism in Eukaryota, Metazoa, Nematoda, Chromadorea, Rhabditida, Strongylidae. The record is from the annotation of a GenBank genome assembly.